CCAUGUGCGUCGCGUUUUGAUUGACAUGGCGGAGUCUCCCAGUACGCGUCGCGCCGCGCCAGCAGACAGGCAGGACCCGACCCUGGGAAUAAAAAAACGCGCAGCUCCGUCUGUUUGAAGAUUAUUUUAUUGCAGCGAGGUAGGGCAGUUCAGUGAAUUUCUCCAUGAAUGUACGUCACAAUGAUGAUGACAGACCAGAUUCCACUGGACUUGGCUCCGCCCCCCCUCCUGAACGGGGAGGUCCCUCUCAUGCCUCACAUGGUUAACGGUGAUGCGGCACAGCAGGUGAUCUUGGUGCAGGUGAACCCGGGGGAGACGUUCACCAUCCGGGCAGAGGAUGGAUCACUGCAAUGCAUCCAGGGUCCUGCUGAGGUUCCCAUGAUGUCCCCAAAUGGGUCGAUCCCUCCCAUCCACGUCCCCCCAGGAUACAUCUCACAGGUGCUGGAGGACACCACAGGGGUCCGCCGGGUGGUGGUGACGCCCCAGUCUCCAGAGUGCUACCCUCCCUCCUACUCUCCAGCCCUCUCCCCCACACAUCACCUGCCCCCCUACCUGACUCACCCCCACUUCAUCCCCAACUCUCACUCUUUCUACCCCCCUGUCAGCCCGGGAGAGCUGCCCCCCCACCAGUACUACCAGCACCACCUUCCCCCCAUGUACGGCGACCCAGAAAUCAUUCCAGUUUAUGGGAUGUCUAACUACAUAGGCAGAGAGGAGUACAGUAAGCCACAGCCCAAAAAGAUAAAGGAACAGAGACAACUGGAGCGACAGAACCGCCUCAACUCCCCUCCCUCCACUCUGUAUAAGGGCAGCCUGGGGCCAGCACACAACGGAUACAGCAACAAAUCACACGCCCCAUUGCUCGCGUCAUUGGGGUCAGGGGGAGGAAUCGGCAGUCCAGGAGGGAAGAAGCCGGAGAGACGACUCCGCAGCAGUCCACGAAACGGUGACCAAGAGAUACACGCACAAGAUCAUGAUUCAGAGGGGAAGCGUGUUCAAGACAUGCUGUCUACAAUCGACAAACCACAGGUGUCCAAUGUGCAGGCGCGGGCUGCACGUCUGUCCUGGGCCCCCCCGGUAGGGCUGGUGAACAGGCAUAGUAACGGGAUGCCCGUGUCCUGCUCCUACGAGGUCUCUCUCUCGGAUAAGGGACGAGAUGGAAAGUAUCGCCUCAUAUACAGUGGCGAGGAAUUGGAGUACCACCUGAAAGACCUAAGGCCAGCGACAGACUACCACGUACGGGUCUCUGCGAUGUACAACUCGGUUCGAGGCUGCUGUUCAGAGGCCGGCUCGUUCACCACGCACUGCAGCGUCCCCGACGUCCCGCUACCCCCGAAAUUCUCCCACCGCACCAAGAGCACCCUCACCCUACAGUGGAAGCCCCCAGGCGACAACGGAUCCAAAAUCACAAACUACCUGCUCGAGUGGGAUGAGGGAAAGAAGAACAGUGUUUUCAGAGAAUGUUACUUUGGGAGCCAGAAACACUGUAAGGUGACACGACUGUUUCCCGCCUGUGGCUACACGUUCAGAGUGGCUGCGCACAACGACAUCGGCACAAGAUGUGUAAAUGGAGGGAGUAAGAUGGAGGUGGAGGAGCUGGGAGAACCACGGGUGAAAAUCUUGAGACUCAUAGCAUCGAACAUGGAGGGAAAGAGCAGUCCCAGUGAAGUGUUGGUGUGCACCACCAAUCCAGACAAACCAGGCCCUCCAUCCACACCCUGUGUCACCACAGCGACGCCCUACGGAUUCACCGUCACAUGGGAUCCUCCACAGGACAACGGGGGCUCAGAGGCUCUGACGUACCUGCUCGAGAUCUCAGAGGGCUGCUCUGAAGAGGAAUAG
This is a messenger RNA of Paralichthys olivaceus (Japanese flounder), 1842 nucleotides long. Lineage: Eukaryota; Metazoa; Chordata; Actinopteri; Pleuronectiformes; Paralichthyidae. The record is from RefSeq and is a predicted model, not a curated record.